AUGAAUUCGGCGGUACGCGUGUUGUAUGUGGUACAGCGUUAUUGACGGUGACGGUUUGCCCGUAUAGUACCUAGUUCUUUGUACGCAGGCGGUGAGCACUGUUGCAGAAGGGGCUUCGGCGUUGGACGAAAGGAAAGGUUGCCACGGCAACAGGGAGAAAUGUGAUGAGAGCUGUCAAAGAGCUUCAGUUUGGUGGACCUGAAGUACUAAAGCUGCAGACUGAUGCUGCAUUGCCAGUUCCAAGGACGAAUCAAGUAAAAAUGAAUGCCUUAACCUGCAAUAGAACUAUGCUAAAAAAAAUGUGAAUAAAUAGAGCUCCAACUGGGGAAUCCUAAGAAUGCUGCGCUGAAAUGAUCAAGUAUCAGAGAUCCCUUGCAAAUUACAACAGCCUAACAGACAAGCACCUUGCAGGCUAUUUCAGCAACACUAGGAUAAGACGUCACCUUCUAAGAUCUGGACUGAUCUCAAGAAGUGGAAGAAUAAUACCAGAGAAGGAAUACCAGCUGAAUACCAUGAAGAAGGAUCACCAGAAGUACAUACGGGAAUGUUUAGCUCAGGCCAUAUUCCACAAGGUCCUUGACAUGGAACGUCAUCACCAAGUUGAAAUAAAAAGAAAACUGGAAAAUUCUGCCAGGAGAGAGCGUGUUCAGAGAAUCAAGGUGGAGCGGUCAAGAAAGGCAACAGAAGAGACAUAUCACCAGCUUUCCCCACAUCCAUCCACUGCCCCAAGGAAUCGCUUUGGGCGUCGCAAAUUAGGCAACAGAGGACAGUCAGUUCAUUCAGCCACCUGUCCUCGACCGAACACUGCACCAGGCAACAUACAGCAUCCAGUCCGACUGCAGCCACUUUUUGGCAACAUCACCACAGAAUCUGCAUCGAAGGCUACUUUGAGUUCCAGAACAAAGUUCCUCACCUUUGAAAAAGAACAUCAAUUUCCCUGCGCGGGAGACAGAGGGGCACCAAAGCCCAUGCUUUCAAUAGAUUAUUCAUCUGGAGUAUCCCCAUAUCGAUUUCCCAUCAUUAACAAUUAUGUGAUACCAAUUCCACCACCACCGAAAAGUGAGAAGAACAUCAGUACAGGGAAAGGUGUAACAUCAAGAGGUCGACGGCUCCGCCCUACAACUGCACCAAAUGGCUUGGAGCAAUUGUUAAUAAGGGACUCGGGGAGAUUCUACAGGCCUCAAGUACAAAGCAAUGCAUGCGUUACCAUGAUCUACUUGGGAAAAACUGUGCACCUAUCCUAUGACCUUUUAGAUUACCGAGAGGAAGUAAAAGUAUAUCAGCAACACUGUGGAGGAGAAAAUCUUUGUGUGUUCAGAGGCAAACUGCUGGAGGGAGAAACUUUUCAGUUUGUCUCCAGAAGGCAUUACGGCUUUCCCUUCAGCCUCACAUUUUACCUCAAUGGAAUACAGGUGGACCGGUUAAGCUCUUGCUGUGAAUAUAAGCAUCGGAGGGGUACUCGGUUGGGAGGCAAACAUGGACACUUUGGUUUCGUCAAUGUGGAAAGAUCAGCUCCUUGCUAUAGGUGUAUCAUUGCAAUGGGUCUGGAUAAAAAGCCUUCUCCUCCCAAGAAAAAAGUGGCUGACGAAGAUGAAGCAAAGAAAGAAGACUCUGAGAAAGACAAAGGGAAAGAGGGGCUAGGUGAAUGCAGCAGCAGCAGCAGCAGCAGCAAGAAGGAUAACAAAGAUUCACAGUCACGGUUUUCAUCAGCUGCUGAAGAAGAGAAAGAACAUGUGGAAGGUACUGAGGAAAUGGAAUGGGAGACAAGAAGAGGAGACACACACGAAACCAGUAAUGGAAGUGACAAGGACCAGAGAAGUGGAGCAUACGAUGAAGAUUUUGAAGCAGAUGAAGAGAAAUCAGAUGAGAAAGUUAAUGAAGAGGGACAAGCUGAUGAUCAAAUGAAUGGAAUGUCAAAGUCACCCUCAGAUGAUGAAAAAGAUAAUUUAGACCAUGAAAGGAAGAAUAAAAACUCAUCACAGAAAGCGUUGCGGGCCUCUGACAGUGAACAAGAUGAAAGCGAUGGAUACGUGGAGAGUGACUCAGAAGGGGAGGAUAAACAAGACAAGAAUCUUGCACCUUCCCUCUCCUCCAGCAGCACACCUUACCUCAGUGAAAAUGUCUCUGACUCUGAAACAAGAAGGCAAGAUGGCGAGCAAGACAACACGGAUAUACAUUCAGAAUAUGAAAGUGAAACAAAAUUCCAAAGAGGGGACAGUCAAGAAACAGAAAUGGAGGAAGAGGGGGAUAACAACAGAACAGAAUAUACAACAGCCAAACGCACACCAGAUGUUUCAUAUGGAAGAAAGAUGGAGGCGAAUCUUCAGGACAUGAGUUCCCUCAGUGAGAAGCUCAGUCUUGUAGGGUCAUUAGAUGUGGAUGUGAGGGAGGAAGAGAUCGAGGAGGAUGUGCUUGUGCAUUUUAGAGGCAGCAUUCCAGCAGCAGAAUCUAGAAGCAAGAUGACUUCUGAAGAUGAGGAAGAAGGUGAAAGCAAAUCAGCCAAAGAGAAAAUAGCUGAGGCAAUUGAACAUGAUCAUCUUUUGAGUUCUGAACCUGAACCUAGUGAUUCCAGUACAGAAGAUGAGGAGGAAGAUGCAGUUGGUACUGGAGAUAAACAAGAAGUGACAGAUGGAGCUUCUUUGGCAAAAAAAUCAAGAGGGCCCAAAUCACAGACGGUCGUAGAGCAAGUGGAACAAGAGAGACAGAUGGUGGGCAAAGAAAGAGCACUUGAGGAAGUGGAGAUUUUAGAGCAGGGAGGCCCCAAAGAUACAGCACUGGAAGACGAAUCCCUAGCCAAAAAUGUGGUAGCUCUUGCUGCCCAAAAUGCUGGAAAAGAUCAGCUUGUGAGAGAAGAGACUGAACUGGAGAAAGAAGCAGAAGUAGAAUCGGAUGAGGACUAUGUAGAAGAAGAAGAAGAAAUGCACGAGAAGUUGAAGUCUUCUGAAGGGGAGUUAAAAGCAGAGGGGAAAGUGAAAGAGCCAAAAGAAACGUUAUCAGAACAUGAAACUUCUGAUGGAGAGGAACUAUCAGGGGGAUAUCUGUUAGAAGAGGAGGAAGUAGAGGACCAGAGUGUCAGUGGAGAUCUAGUAGCUGUUGAGGAAGCCUCUGACAGACAAGAAGGUGAACAAGAGGUACCUGAAGCAUCUGAAAUGUUGGGGACUGUGGAAUCAGUGGGAAAGAAAGUUAUAGAAAAUGAAGUACAGGAGACAAAGGAGACUAUACAAGAGGCAUUUCAGGGAGAUGAGGCUUUGGAGACAGCGUCUGUGGAGGACAAAGAGAAAAAUAUGGAAGAAACUAAGCCUGAAAGAAAUGGAACUUGGCCAGACCACAAGCCUGGCACAGAGGGUGUAGUAAAAGUGGAGCUCACAGACGGUGAAGGUGUGAGUGCCACCUUUUUGAAAGAAGAGGAACACAUGAAGGAAAGGGAAGAUACAGAAAUCAAUCUGGGGGAAGCGUCCACCAUUGAAACAGAGUUUAUAGCACCAGACUCAAAGGUGAAAGAGAGAAUCCCCAUAGAUGAAAAGGAUGUGGCUUUAGAAAAAAUAGUAGAUGAAGAUGAUUUUAUACGAGAAGCUCCUUUUGACCUGGAGGCAAGUAUCCAGGAAGGUUCAUUCAUGUUGGAGGGAGAUUCAGAAAAAAUACCUCCAAAAAUGAGUAAGAGGAAAACUACAUCUACAGAAGAUGUUUCAGCAGUGGAAGCUGUGGAAGAGGAAACAAAACAGGAAGGGAGAGUAGAGAUGUUGAUGUCUGGAAUGACAGCUCCUAAAAGGAAGCAGAGUAUUGAGAAAGAAUACUUUGCUGAUGUUGUCCCAGAGGCUCUACCAUUUGCAACUGAGGAAUCCAUAAGGCAGGCAGAGGAAAAAAGAAAGGAGAUGGUUAAAGGGGAGGCAGAUGCUGAAGAGGCAGAAAGAAAGGUGAUGGUUAAAGACAAGGUUAAAGCUGAAGAGACCAAAAGAAAAUUGGCAAUUGAAGGGGAUGAGGAAGAUGAAGAGACACAAAGAUUGCUAACAGUUAAAUGGAAAAUGAAAGAUGAAGAUUCAGAAUCUGAGGGAGAAAUUUUGUCUCUGGUCACAGAAUCUGAGGGAGAACCAACUUCUGAGAUGACCAUCAUGAGAUGGCAAAAUAUAGUCAAUUUGGAAGAAGACACUGUAGCAGAGGCAAAAGAUGUACCUGAAUCAUCAGCACAGAAAGUAAGAUUAGCAGGAGGAUUGAACAAAGAGAGUGGAAUGGAGAAUGAACCAGAUGUCCAAGAUAAACCGGGAGAAACAUCUGAAGGGACAGGGCAAACAUCAGUUUACAUGGAAGUUCAGGAUGAUGAGGUGACUGAAGAUGAGGGAUCAGACACAGAAGAACAGAUAACAGGUGAAGGAAUAACCCUGGCAGAUGUAGAGGAAGCUUUGUUAAUAGGAAUACAGCAGUUCAUAACAGAAGUAUCACGGUUGAAUGAAGAAGUGGAAGAUAAGGAAGAAGACUCUCCAGUGGAAGAUUUAGCGGAAGAGGAAAUGUCAAAUCAGAAGGAUCUUGACAGGCAAGAUUUCUUUUCAGCAGGAAUGGCAGAAGAAAGAUGGCAAGCUGAGAGCAAAAAAGUUGACGAAAGAGGAAUAGGGGAACCUGUGGAUAGAAACUCUUUGGAGGGAAACGACGGAAGCGGAAAGAAAAAGACACGACAGGAGGAAUCACCAGAAGAAAAUCAGGCAGUGACAGAAGUCAAUCAGUGGAGCACUGAGCAGUCUGAAGGAGGACAGCCCUGAGAGCUGAUUGACUGAGAAGACAGAGACUUGAGGGGAAGAAUGGUCUGGGGUUGGAUAUUCCUAUUAUGUCAUCAUGGCAGUCCCAAGACAUGGCGGAGAAAAAGAUACACUCGAGCAUCUUCUUCCGUUCUUUCAGUGCUAGCAGUUUCUCAUUUCUACUACUAUUAUUAUGAUGAUUAUUUAGUAACUUUUAAAAAAAUCAGUUAAGAUUGGUGCCAGCUGGAGUAUCUACCCACUCCUUUCUUUGCCUUCUUGACUCGUAUGAACAUCUGGCACUUUGCACCAGAACAGCUUCAGACAAGUGAAAUAAGCCUAUCUAACCCAUUUCAGAAAUAGCACUCCUUUAUAAUUAUGAAAAUAAUAAUCAUGAGGCCUUUCCAACAGCUGCCACAGAUUUCUUUUAAAAACCAGAGAAUUAUUGUGUUAGUGGAACUUUCCCAGAUUCAACCAGUAAACUGCGGUGACAGCGAGAGCCAUAUGAAGACUUUAUGUAGAAUUAAAAAAACACCUGUAAACAGAUACGAGAACUGUAUA
Molecule: messenger RNA, 5285 nt
Organism: Pogona vitticeps (central bearded dragon)
Lineage: Eukaryota; Metazoa; Chordata; Lepidosauria; Squamata; Agamidae
Source: RefSeq, a predicted model, not a curated record